CUGUAUAUUUGACAUUUUGUCAACAAACCGGUCUUGCCAGUUUGUCAGUUUCGUAGUGAAUCUGUGAUGGAUCCUCUUCCUUUAGUUAAAGCAGAUUUUUCGAAUGCAGACGUUACAUAUUCUUUAAGAAGGGCCUUACAAGAGACUCUCGAUGGACACACUUACCAAAUAGAUGAUGCAAAAACUAUAAUUAAAAAUGAUGUUGAUGAAUACUUAGGCACCAAGAAAACUGCUAAGGAAGUCUUAGAAAUUAGUAACGAUUUCGAUCGGUCAAUCAAAAAAAUCAAUGAUGCAGGAAAACAAAUUAUCGAACAACAAAUACAAUAUCUCAGUGGAAAAGAGAAAAUUGAUAAGUGCUUUGCACUCAAAGAACAUUUGAAACUGAAACGAUGCAAUUUGUUGAAAAUAUUGGAGAAGGAUUUCGUUCAGGAAUUUGGUCUAAUAGAGCCUAAUGAUCUGUUGCCAGACAUUAUCAAUAGAUAUUUAGAUUUCAGAUACUCCAAUAUUUUUCAUGUUUGUGCAAACUGCACUAAGGAUGAUGGAAAAGUGAGGAAAAAUAAAGACGAAAGAAAACGAUCCUCUUGUAUUCCUUGUAAAAUAAUGAAAACAGAAAGGGUGAAAAAAGAAGAGGCGUUCAAGGUGACACCUAAUUUCAUAACCUUUCAUAACUACAUUUAUGGACAAACGUAUAAGAAAACUAUGAGAAUUGUCAAUACCAGUCGAACAACUCAAUCAAUUUCAAUUAGGAAACUUCCGAAAAAUUCAAUUUUUUUCGUUCAUCUUGAUACGAACUCCAAAUUGGCUCCAGGAAUGAGUGUCACAGCAACUGUGAUAUUUCAACCAGAGGUUUAUAGGACUUUGGAGGAUCAGGUUAUUUUCAAAAACAACAAUGGUUACACAGUUGACAUACCUCUGAAGGCAUCACGUGACCUACCCGAAUUGAUAUCCUGCCUCUUCAAAUCCACCUGCAACCUUCUGAAUAUCUCAGACCCCGGAACCAAAACUUUUUCCGAUGCAAGGAGAGAAGCCUUGAAUUCUUCCAUAGAUUGUGGAAGCUGUCUGGUUGGUCAGUACGUUUUGAUGUCGGUUUUACUGGAAAACAGAGGAAUGCCAUCGAAAUUUUUCAUCAUCACUGAAGAAGAUUGGUUCUCUCAAGAUGUAGAGUCUGUUUCCACCUGCAUGGAAAUGUACAAAAACGGUUUUUGGAUUUAUCCUACCUUCUUCGAGAUUUCUACGAAUGAGACCAUAGAACUGAGUAUUAUAUUCGAACCCAAUAGACGUGGCCUACAUUUGGAGACCCUGUACAUGAUCUGUGAUAAUAAUUCGUACGAAGAACUGGAGGUUAUGGGAGAUGCUUUGGAGUUUUCCAAGUCCAUGAUUGAAAUUAGCGUGAACUAUAAUCAACCAGAUAUCUCAAAUACACCAGAUUAUUGUAUUCAUUUGGGAUAUAUUGACAAUAAUACGUCUCAAGAACUGAUUGUUACUGUGGAAAACAAAAGUUCACUUUGUUUGAACUGCAAUUGGGAAUUUCAAUACGUCCCGCAACCUGAAGUUCACGAACUGAAAGAAGAGUGGAUAAAGUGUGAACAACCUGGAAAGAAAUAUUUGGUCCCAUACAGCACUACUUCUUUUAAAUUCGACAUUUUUCUUGACGCUCAAGAAAGUGGAUAUCAUAGUACCGAUUUCAGAUUUUUGAUCCUCAACAUACCUAUGGCUUGUCUAGAUGAAAACAAAGAAUUUCUGAUUAUUCAACGAGACACUAUUGAAGGAAAAACUCUGACCGAGGCAGCUGAUCUUCAAAUAUGUGAGUUCGAAGUAGUAUGUGUAGUAGACGUCUUACCAAAGGAGACACCACCAGUUGAGGAAUGCGAUUGUAGAACUUGUGCUGUUCCGAAUCACCCGAUUUCAAAGUUAACUUUCUCCGAACCAUUUCUGAAUUUCGGAAUAUUACCAUUCGGUAUGAACGUUCAAAAAAACCUCCAAGUCCAAUGCUUAGUGCAGCAGAAAGUCGACUGGAGGAUUGCUGAGAUAAGAUACAACAUCGAUUCGAUGCCGCACUCAGAAGUUCUGAGUGAAGACAAUUUGAGCUGUAGCUCUGGAACUUUUCAAUGGAGGGGACAAAUGCAAGAAAUCUCCUACAAUAUUAUUGAUAGGAAACCCAUGAGUAGUGUAACAGUUCUUGUUCUGCUGACAACGAACGAGGAAAAGGAACUGGAAAUUCAAUCCAUAUGCAUAAUCACAUACGAGAUAAUCGACUACGACAUUGUUAUCAAUACAGGCCAUUCUACGGGCCCGAUUUUGUGCCCAUUGAACUUGCUUUACGUGGACGUUCCAGUUGAACUCGAGUUCAAAAUUGAAAAUCAUAGCCCGAUAGCAGGUGGUUUUUAUUUUUUGAAACCGUAUGGCAAAGACUCGGACAAAGUUUCCAUCAAAUUCCACCCACAAUCAUCGAUUUUGAAACCAAUGGAAACCAGGACCGUCUCAGCUAAAAUCGUCUGCUCUGAAGUGGGCAUAUUCGACAAUUUGACAGUACCCUGUUCCGUAGGAUUAGGAAGGAAACCUGUGGAGAUGAGAGUCCUCUGCGGAGUAGACAGUUUGCACGUGUGUUUUUAUCUACAGGGUGGAGCGGAGAAUUACAAACAAGUCGUGUGGCCACCGAGAAUCGUGUAUGAGUUUGACAAUGAUUGGAGUUGUUGUCAAUGCACUGACGAAGAAUGCUGGGAGUUUAAUGAAAAUAGUUUCCAUCAUCAAGAAAAUUCAAAAUCUGAAAUUAGCUCUCUAACACAAGAAUCGAGAAACAAUAUGUUGCUGAAUAAUUCACGAGAAAGUGUUUGCUGCAGCAAAACCAUUUCUCAGGAAAGUAAUGAGCACAAAAUAUGUGAACCAAAGAGCCUUGAAGAUAUAUUUAGGGAAACUUUUGAAGACGAGCCAUUCAUGUUAGAAGAGAAAGUGGAAAUUAGAAAUAUUCCAGUGGACACUCCUACAAAAACUACAAUUUAUCUGAAAAAUAUAACCCCUGUGGACGCAACUUUCACUAUAGAAGUUCAGAAUUUCUACGGUAACAAAAAUUUAGAUCCGAUGGUAGAGAAAUGCAUAAUGAAAAAAAACACAGUGACGAUUUGGAAUGACUUAAUUGGCACCGAAUUUGGGAUACUGGUACUGCCUCAGGUUGAAAAAGGCAGUCUAGCACCGUAUGGAUUGGCUGAAAUAAAUAUUUGGAUAUUCGCCAACACUUACGGAAUAUACUCUGAAGAAAUAAGUAUCGAUAUCCCCGAUAUACCAACAUUCAGUUUCACUCUGUUGAUGGAAGUCAUCGGUAAUCCAGUAGUUUUUCCAAUGACACUCAAUUGUCUGAUAGAUCAUCCCAUUAUAAGAAUCGGAUGUAUUCCUUACAAUGACCCUAAGAUAAGCAGGCAGAUAAAAAUAAGGAAUUCCAGCUGUAUUCCACUACAUAUCGUUUGGCAAACUUUCGUUAAAUUCUCAGAAGAAGAAGGAAACGAACCUAAAUUCAGCUUAGCCUUUGAUAUAGUGGAUGAGAAUUUCCACUCUGAUAAAGGAAGGAUGCUUAUGUUCGAUGAGUAUCUAGGACAGAAUACAAAUCAAUUAUGUGGGAUUGAACCACAAUACAUGGAUAUGGAAAAACAUUCUGAUGGUAUGGUCAAUAUAUUUCUGGACCCGAAAUGUUUCCUCAAGAAGUUCCAGCAUACUCACGUCAAAUGUCAUAUAAUGGGGCAUAUUUAUCUCCAAGAAAUCCACAGGAGUAAAAUCAACUAUUUCUACAGACCAACAGAUCCAAGUAUCAACAAAGUCAAAAUCGAAGUUUCGGCAACUUUGGAACUUCCGAUUCUAACCUUAGACUCCAUGUGCGGCGAAACGAAACUGAUUGUAUACGCUAACGACGUGAUUUUCAAAAAAAUAUUCAAUCACUAUGCUCGCUUAGUUUUUCGAAAUGAGAGCAUGUCAGUCUGCGAAGCUGUGAUGAGAGUCGAAGACCCGUUUUCUGUAAGGGUUUCCAAGGGUGAAAAGGCCUCUAGAGAGGCACACGUUGUAGUGAAAGGGCUUGAAUGUCAGGAAGUUACUAUCGCUUGCUUCGUGGACUACCAAAAAAUCUUGGAAUUGAGCGAAUUGGUUUACGAAGACGCUCCAAAUGAGCUAACCAACCUAACCAGUAAAAAAACGACAAAGGCAGAACCACGCGGUCGUGAAAUAUAUUGCACAGAUAAGGAAAAUAAGGUGUUGCAUAUCAAAAAGCGCUUGCACAUUAUGCAAUUCGGUAAAUUGGAAGAGAUUAUACCCAUCGAAAUGUUCAUAUACUUCCCAAAUAUUAAGGUCAAGCCAGCGAAUGUUAAAUUUGGUAGUGUAUUGCUGAAUACAACAAGAAAAACAGUGAUUUCUGUUUACAAUUUGACAGGUUGUGCUGUAAAAUUCGAAAUUUACAAAUCUGCCAACGCCACGGCUUUCUAUGUUACCCCCCACUUUGCAGAAAUUCCUAGAAGCACUGGUACCAACAAGCAGUUUGUUGAUAUAUUCAUUUAUUUUACCCCAACAGAAUGCAAAGCUUAUCAAGAAUCCAUUAGAAUCGUUACCAAUAUCCCUAAUUACUUUAUGGAAAUUCCAAUGAAAGCCAGUGGAACUGUCAACGAAAAGUUUUAUGUGAACUAUAAAAUCUGAAUCAAUUAUUAUUCCACGAACUGUUAUUCAAGUUAUUGUGUGAUACCAAAAUUUACAAGAAUAAGAAAAUAUUCUGAAUGUUUUCAUGUAGUUCUUGUAUCUUCACAAACACUCAAAUCAAAAGAAGACGAUUUAUAAAUGAUAAACUGAUAUUAUUUAAUAAUAUCAAAAAUUCACUGUAUUGGUAUCUAUCAGCGAAAGAAUUUGGAAGAAAAUAUAGAGGUAGACGUUUAGACAUUAUUUUCAAUUCAAAACAAAAUGAGGAUUACAAAAAAAAAGAAACAGAAAAAGCAAUAGAAAUAAAAAAUUAAUGAAUAAAUGAAAAUAAAUUGGCAAACUUCGAACAUUACUUAAAAAGCUUCAUUCUCGAAAAUUCUAGGGAAAUGAU
Phaedon cochleariae (mustard beetle) is the source of this 5059-nucleotide messenger RNA. The record is from the annotation of a GenBank genome assembly. Lineage: Eukaryota; Metazoa; Arthropoda; Insecta; Coleoptera; Chrysomelidae.